ACCAUCUUCCUGGUGGAAAGUGACCAGUUGCAGGUCGCCCUCCAUUAGGGGCCACCCAGCUGAGCCUCCACUGCAACUCCAGAGUGAUGCAAGGGGCUGCCUUGAUGCCAAUUUGUGUCUUCUCACCUCACUCUGGAGAAACAAGUCAGGAACCAGUAAGGUUUGGACAUGUCCUUUAUAUUUGACUGGAUUUACAGUGGUUUCAGUAGUGUAUUGCAGUUUUUAGGACUGUACAAGAAAACUGGGAAACUAGUAUUUCUUGGAUUGGAUAAUGCUGGGAAAACUACGCUCCUGCACAUGCUUAAAAAUGACAGACUGGGGCAACAUGUCCCCACACUACAUGCAACUGCGGAAGAGCUGACAAUUGCUGGUAUGACUUUCACUACCUUUGACCUAGGUGGACAUGAACAAGCUCGCAGGGUUUGGAAAAACUAUCUGCCUGCCAUCAAUGGCAUUGUCUUUCUGGUGGAUUGUGCGGAUCAUGAAAGAUUGGGUGAAUCUAAGAAAGAACUUGAUGGACUAAUGACUGAUGAAACUAUUGCUAAUGUGCCUAUCCUAAUUCUUGGUAACAAGAUUGACAGACCAGAAGCCAUCAGUGAAGAAAGGUUACGAGAGAUGUUUGGUUUGUAUGGCCAGACAACAGGAAAGGGGAAUGUUGCAGUGAAGGAACUGAACACCCGACCUUUAGAAGUCUUCAUGUGCAGUGUGUUAAAGAGGCAAGGCUAUGGUGAAGGAUUUCGUUGGAUAGCACAAUACAUUGAUUAAUGCCAAAAUCACAUUAGUACAUACUAUCCAAACUUGUUCAUUAUUUGAUCACUCAGUGUACAUAACUUGAACUCAAUAGACUUUGGUUACAAAAGUGUAUUUUUUUUAUUAUUGUAUCAAUUGUGUUAAAUUUUAAGUGUAAAGACUGAAUACAGAUUUUAAGCAAGUUUGUCAAUUUGGAUCUUGUAACAUUAGUCUCUAGUCCUAUAGAAACCACUUUCUUUUGAGAUUUAUAGCUUGUCUGUUGUCUGCAGCCCCCUUCUUUUCUUUUGUUAUUUCCCAGCUCAGUAUGUUUUUUGAAUGCACUUUUUAACAGCUCAGCCCUACAGACUUGUUGGUCAUAUUUAAUGCUCAUCAUGUUAAAUUUUUAUGUACUUUUUUCAAAACUGGUUUUAUAAACGUAGAGUGUAGAACCGCCUCUCAAAGAAUAGUAAUGAAUCAGCUUAUGGAUAAUUGCAUGAUGCCUUACAGUUUUCAAUAAUAUACUUUCUUAUGCAACGUCAUGCAAUAAAACUAAAUCCCGUUUCUUGGCAUCUUUAAUGGGAAAUGUUUCAUUUUAAUGUGUCUUAACCUAGUAAAGAUGUUUCAAGAUGUGAAUAUGUGGGGUAGUUUUCUGAAAUGCAGUAUAAUUUCAGUGCACUGUAGACUUUUUAAAUUAUUUAUCUGAUUACCUUUAUGCUGGGAAUGAAUCAUAUUAAUGUUAACCAUGUUUUCUGAAUAUUAAUAUUCACUCACAGUUCAUGUUGUACAGUAAGAGUUACCAUGGUCCCACCAUGUAAUAUACCCCAUAGUGUUGAUGAAUGCCUGAUGCAUUAAUUUGGAGAACCUCCAGGUCAACAACAGGCUUUGCAUCCCCUACUGCAGGGGUGGGAUAGAUGUCGCCCUCCCGAUGUUGUUGGACUGCAACUCCCAUCAGCCCUAGCCAGCAUAGCCAAGGCAAGGGGUGAUGGGGGUUGUAGUCCAACAACAUCUUGGAGGCCGUGCAUCAGCAGUGCAUUUUGCACAAGCUUGUGUGCAGGGCAGACUGCCUUAUUGGGAUUCCUUGGGUAGGAGUGAAGGACAAGACACAUAAUUGCCAUAAUUCUGGAGGCAGUUUGUCCUAAGCAGAGCAGGCUUUUAUGUACUCAGUAUUGCAAAUAUUCAGUUAGAACUCCAGUUCCCAUGUAGCUUGGUUCUCUGUAGGUGGCCAGCUAGUAUGCCCAUUGCUCUGAGCAGUUGUCACUCCUCUUAGCAUUCAUGCAUUCUGUAAGGGUUAGCAAAAUGGUGCAUAGAAAGCCUCAAUCACUGCCUUCCAAAGGUUACUUAGAAAAGGCCAAUUCCUAAUUUCCUUUUUGGGCUACAAUAUGAUACUUUUUUAUUGCCCCUGUGUUAGUGAAGUGAUAGCAGUGACAAAGAGAAGGAGCCUUGCAGUUGCCUUGUCCAAGUGUUUUCAUUCAGCAGUGCCACGAGGUACCACACUGUGAUUCUGAAACCGGUUUAGCAAAUAAAAUAGUUUAAAUAACUUGAUUCUGCCAAGAUGCUUAAUGUAGAGCUUCGGCUAUUGGGCGGUAUAGAAAUGUAAUAAAUAAAUAAAAAAGUAACCAGGUAUUGUUAUCUCCUUUGCAAGCCAAGCUUUAACAUGGCCCAAGGAAACUUUUUGGGACUUGGUUUGAAACUCCUUUCCCUUCUGAUCACUGAGAUUCAUGUGCAAAGUUAACAUUCGGUGAACUCAGUUGAGGCCUUGUGUAGGGUUGGUUCAUUUGUUUUGUUUCUAGCCAACAAUGUCAUGUAAUGCCUUGGAUAUAGAGUGUGCUUGUUUUUUGAGGUAUGAUUUGGAAUUGUGAUAUGGGAUUAUGAGGAUGUCAAAACUCUGAGUGUAGCUUUCCCAUGUAUAUGCAUUCAUAUUCUUUCAGAAGAAGAGUAAAUUAAGACAGCUGGCAUAUUUUGGCGUGGCAGCUGCUAGCUGCUACCAACUUUUGAGUCUUUGGAUAACACUACAUACUAUAAAAGUAAAACAUUUUAAAACUUGUUCAACUGUAUGGCUUCUAGGCAAACCUAUGAAUUAUACUUUUGUGAGGGUGCUAAGAAUUUAGGUUUCCCCCAACUUCAACACACACUUUAGAGUUUCUGCAGCUCCCGAAAGGGCUAUUACCAAUUUCCUUAUACUGCCCAUAAUCUCCAUUGUGCUUACCUGAUUUGAGCUUCUUCAGUAGCCUUGAUCAAAGUGAGUGUUCCAGUUUGCUUUGUAUGCAAAGAGGAAUUGCAGCUCAUUCGGCAUGUUUUCAGAACUUGAAGACAGCUUUCUCUCUCUCUCUCUCUCUCUCUCUCUCUCUCUCUCUCCAAGCUGUUUCAAAAAGGCCGUUGCUGAAAUCAAGUGAGGACUGAAGUAGUGUUUCUUACAGAAAAACAGGUGUCUGAACAUUUGUUGUUGUUGCAGAAGAACUGGAAAUAUGGUCCAUCACUGUUAAGUGUGUUCUAAAUUUUUCUUUCUUGGUUUGUCAUUUAAAAUUUAACAGUGCCAGGUUCGUAAAGGAGAGGCACAGUAAUUCUUUCCAUUACUUGGACUUGUAUUACCCAUCUCGAGAGUUCCAGUAUCAUACUCAUAAGGUUAAUUUUGGGCUUUGGAUGCAGUAGUACAGUUUAUUAUUAAUACUUUUUCUGAAUGUCCUGACUUUGUAGGAAGCCUAUUUCCAAAGUCAAAGCAUUGUAUACACACAGUCUGUCUUAGAUGUGUGUUUACAGGAACAAGGAAGGGGGGCACUUAUCAACAGUGCUUCAGUCUCCUCAGGACCAUAGUGAAUUUGGCACAGUUUUCCAUCUUCCAAUUUACUACCCAACCUAGAUAGGUUUUGUUUUCCUUGUAAAUUAAAUGGAUUAGUGUGAAUAAUUGUACAUCACUUUUCAUACUGCUGGACAAGAUACCCUAGCAAUUUGUCUGCUGACCUUUCACUUUCAGCCAGGGCAGGCAUAGCGAACUGGUGGCCUUCCAGAUGGCAUUGUUAAAUUUAAAAUGUUUUACUCCAGUUGCCAUCAGCCCUAGCCUCCAUGGGUCAGGGAUGUCAUUCAACCACAUCUGGAAGAUCACAGCUUCCCCGCCCUUGAGCCAGGGAGCACAUGCAGAACGUCCCUCUUGGCUGAGACAUUGGGUAGGACUUAAAAUUUAAGUGGGUGCUUGACACAAGGUAUUUCAAGCAUUUGCAAGGAAAUGCAACAACUCAGAGUUGUCAGUUCUUGAUCCAUUUUUUUUAUAGGAUCUUAAAAAUAGCUGCAUAGCUUCAAGAGGUUCAGAGAAGACAGAUUCGUCAUGUCUGACAGAAAUAUUCGGCCCUCUCAGAAGACAUCUUAAACCCUGGCUUUAACCCUGGUGGUUAAGCCAGAAAGCAAGGCCAUGUUCAGAAGACACCUUAAACCACAGUUAUAACCACAGUGAAUAACACUUUUUGCUUUAUUCACCAUGGUUAAAGCCGUGGUUUAAGAUGUCUUCUGAACACAGCCCAGCUUUCUGGCUUAACCACCGUGGUUAAAGCCAGGGUUUAAGGUGUCUUCUGAACGGGGCCAUUGUUAAUGCACAGGAACACCCUACAAGACUAGCGGUUACCAGAAAGUAGAAGCACUAUAAUUUUAUGUAUUAUAUUUUAUUUAGUGUUGUUCCCUGCCUAGAUCCAGAGGGAGAGGCGAAUAAUAAAUUAUUAUUAUUAUUAUUAUUAUUAUUAUUAUUAUUAUUAUUAUUAUAUUCAGAAUUAAAGCAAUAGGGUUUUCAUUUUCAGAAGCAUUUUGUAGAACAGCCUUCCCCAACCUGGUGUCCUCCAGAUGUGUUGGAGUACACUUUGGCCAUGCUGGCUGGAGAUGAGAUGAUGGGGAUUGUAGUGCAACACAUCCAGGCGCCAAGUUGGGAAAGGCUGCUGUAGUAUUUUGAAAAUAGGACCAUUUUGUGCUUCAUAACCUGUUUCGCACAAGAUGGUAAUUUCCUAUACAGAUUUCUCUUCACAUAGGAAACUGCAAGGAAUCCCAUAUGUGGAGGAUGUACAUGGAUCCACAACUGGCAGCAAUGUGGGCCUUUGUUACGUGGGGUGCAAUAAAAAAGAGAGACAAAAUUAUCCAGAAUUCAUAUAAAUUCCUACUCAGAAGUGACUCCUGUAUAAGAAAUUCAUGUUGCAGCUCUAAAUCCUUAUUGUUAUUCGGGCAUGCACAUUAUACAGAUCUUCUUCUUUCUUUUAUCCCUUAGGUAUUUACAGUCAUCUCUGUCAGGGUAACUUACCAGUAUUAAUAGACAGAGAAAUUAAGACACACUCUCCUGUUACAAAAGUACAACAGUACUUUUAUGUGGCUUAGAUGGGAAUGCCUAUGUGAUGGGAAGAAAUCCCCCCUCUUUUUCUUCCUUUAGCAUGGGACAAUUUUAGUUGAUUUCACAAGUUAAGCGUUGAAUUUCAGGAAGCAGUCAGUUCCUGAAGUUAUUCAGACAUUAAUUUUCUGUGUGUGGGGAUGUGAGCGUGUGUGGCAGUAUUUCACAUUUUGUUUCCCCACUCUGAGGGGUGGCUUGCUAAAUAACGUUCAUUUAAAAGAACCCUAACGAUGACUUGUGUGCUGAAAAAAUAAAAUUCACUAAUAAAUAA
Molecule: messenger RNA, 5357 nt
Organism: Elgaria multicarinata webbii
Lineage: Eukaryota; Metazoa; Chordata; Lepidosauria; Squamata; Anguidae
Gene: SAR1B
Product: secretion associated Ras related GTPase 1B
Exons: 7
Coding region: 169-765 (198 amino acids)
Biological process (GO): vesicle organization; membrane organization; intracellular protein transport
Cellular component (GO): endoplasmic reticulum exit site; COPII vesicle coat
Molecular function (GO): GTP binding; GTPase activity
Source: RefSeq, a predicted model, not a curated record